GUCGUUGAGAUCACGGAGGAGAUGUUGGCCGGCCUCAGUCAGAUGGCCAUGGUAGAGCUGAAUGGAAGGCCCUACCUUUUCGUGGGGGGCUUCCUCGUGGACCCGCAGACGCAGGCCGUGGCUUUCCAAGUCGAGCAGGAUGGCACUGUGGUGGACGCCUUGACCGGCGAGCCUUGUGGAAUGCUCGAGAUGGACGAGGAGCCUGUGAUUCGGGCAACGUCGAGCUCAAACAAGGCGCAGUCUCAAAAAUCCUCACGCCCGGGGCAGAACAGAUCAGCCUUCAACUUCGAGGACGAGAACUUGGACGCUCGCGGAUGGUCCGACAGGGCCAGGGAGCUCAUGGCAGACGACUACUACUACCAGGCAGCUGCGGCUUUCGGAGAGGCUUUGAAGUGCUGCGAAGAAGAGAGGGCGGUCGAGCUCGACUUCGAGUGUGAUCUCUUGCGUGGCCGUGCCUUCUGUUUCAGGAAGAUGCGUGAGUUCAAGUCGCUCCUCGAGGAUGCCGAACGAUUGCUCGGCUACGAUGCUGACGACAAAGAGGCAAAAGAAUGGAGAGACGUGGCCCUGGCCGAGAUGA
Symbiodinium sp. CCMP2456 is the source of this 577-nucleotide messenger RNA. NCBI's taxonomy places the organism in Eukaryota, Dinophyceae, Suessiales, Symbiodiniaceae. The record is from the annotation of a GenBank genome assembly.